AUGACGACGAGCCAGAGUUGUCCAUAUGAGGCAAAAGUGAAAAAGAGUAGACGAAAGUACGUCCCUGACUUCACCGGAGUUGUCCAUGCUCAGAGCGAGCGUGCUGGAGAAGAUGAUAACGAUGGGCCUAAAUGCCCCUAUGUGCAUUGGGUUGACCUAGAGUGGCCUCCACAAUUGAGGACCAGUCUAGCUAGGAUCUGGGACAUGUAUGAAGAGGAGGUCACAUCCAGGAUCAGGGAAGCUGUUGAUCAGGCUGAAGAAUAUGUUAGGGUUGUGAAAGAGAAGGAACAGAUGGAAAAAGACCUGAGGUUUUUUAAACUUGAUUUUGCUAAGAUGGUGGCUGACAAAGAGCAGGCAAUUACUGAAUUGGGCAACACGAGGCUAGCUCUGUCUGACCUAAAGGUAGAACUUGAGAAGAAGAGAAUGGGUGACAAAUCAGUGACCAACAUUCAUCAGGUGGCCAGGGCUAAGGCAGAGAAAGAGAGGGAUGAGAUGAAGCAAGAGAAGGACAAAAUGAUGGAAGAGAGGGACAAAUUGAAGGAAGAAAGGGAUCAGUUGAAGAAAGAGGUAAAGAAGCUAGAGUAUAUGAUUGGUGACCUGUUCAAGCAUAAGGAGGACACAAAGUGCAAGAUAAGGAAGGUUGGGGAGAUGCUAGAUGAAUUUGAGUGA
Messenger RNA from Aegilops tauschii subsp. strangulata, 669 nucleotides. NCBI's taxonomy places the organism in Eukaryota, Viridiplantae, Streptophyta, Magnoliopsida, Poales, Poaceae. The record is from RefSeq and is a predicted model, not a curated record.